CUUUAAAGUAAAUAUGAGCUUACAACAAUGCUUAUUUUAUGCGCCGUUUAUUAACGUGAGUCUUAAUAAGCACCGUUUACUAGCGUAAAUAUUACUACAAGAGUCAAAAAGUUUUUGAAAAAAUGCUCCCUAUAUUACUACAAGAGUUUUCAUUUAAAAAAAUAUGACAAUUUUUUUCAUUUUCCAAAAAAGUGAACAAUUAAAAACAAAUAGUAUAAUUCCCCUCAUUCCGUCUUCCCUAGCGAAGAAAGUCGUCUCCAUCUUCGGCUCCCAGCAAAGCAUCCAUCGAAAAUCCAGUGGCAAAGCAUCCAUCAAGCGUACUCGGAACUCCACAACAUCUCCAUCACUUGUCCCUGCAUCGAUUCUUCGCCCAUCGCUUGUUCCUGCAUCGAUUCUUCGCCCACCGACUGUCCCUGCAUCACCACUGUCUACGAAUCACAUUCGUACCAUCUUUGACGCCUUCUAAUUGCAUCACCAUCACCAUUAUGAAUCACAUCACCAAUAGAAAUUGCGUCCCUUCGCUGUUAGAUCGAAGUUCCAAUUCCUCUCCUAUUUAUUUCUUCUUACGCCGGGUUAGGGUUACAAGGGUGGCUGGGGUAGCGGGGGCGAUGGUCACAGGUUUGGGUUGGGGGUUGGGCAGCGCUGGGGUGUGGUAGGUUGUGACGGUGGGACGCCGUUGGGGAACUGUGGAGGGGAGUAAAAGAGGGGACCGCGGGUGUGGAUUUGGGAUCAAUGGGAUAGGACUGGGGUGCAGGUGAGAGGAGUACGACUGAGGAACUGGAAGGGGGCUGGGAUAGGGGACCGUUGGCAGUCAAGGGGUGACGGUUGUGGUGUUGGCGGUGGCGAGGCCACACCCGUGGUGUCCUCAUCGACUGGGAAGUGUGGCUCGCCGGAAAUAGCUCGCAGGGGAUGGGAAGGUUUGGGGACUUGCAAAGACUGUGCAUAGACUGGGGAAGGUUGGGGGAAUGAACCCUGGGUGCGAGAUGAUGACAUGGUGGUAGGGGCAGAAGCGAACCCAAUAAGGGUCCCACGUGUCCCGGGCCCCGUGCGCCACGAAAAAAUAGCUACAUAUAUAUUAUAUUCCCUCCGUCCCGUUGGAAUGUUCCCGAUUUGACAUACACACAUAUUAAGGAAAUAAACUUAACAAGAGGAUAACUUUACAUUUAGGGAAAUGAGAACUUUCCAACGGGACAUCCAAAAAAGGAAAGCGGGAACAUUCCAACGGGACAGAGGGAGUAUAUAUUUGAUGGAGUAUAUGGCUCAGGAACCUGCGACCCACAUACUUCCACUACUACGAACAGGCCCAACAGGUCCAAGUGAAUCAAAUGAAACAAACAAGACUACAAGACUGCGGGGACAGCCCAUACUACAACGAGGUGUCCUUAGGCCCCAUACCUGAAGGCUCCCAGGGUACGUACGACCUCCGACACUCUCCUCGACAUGAUCUCCUCUCCACAUGAUCUGAAUCACCGCAUUAAAUGCGGUUUCACGUCUAACUAUCGCAUUAAAUGCAGUGUCACAUGUUGUGCCUAGCUGAGUUGACUCUCCACCGCUGGUUACUUGCCACAUGUACCCUCACUUAUUGCACCUAGCAUUUAUGGCUACUAUAAAUAGCAAGCCAAUUCUUCAUUGUAAGGAAUCCAAUUCCGGAUCUGAAAUCAAAUAUUUGGGAAAUUCAUUAAUACAUGUCACUUCUUUCUCUA
Molecule: messenger RNA, 1703 nt
Organism: Cuscuta europaea
Lineage: Eukaryota; Viridiplantae; Streptophyta; Magnoliopsida; Solanales; Convolvulaceae
Source: the annotation of a GenBank genome assembly